Messenger RNA from Mizuhopecten yessoensis (Yesso scallop), 2543 nucleotides. RefSeq names its product zinc finger protein 239-like. NCBI's taxonomy places the organism in Eukaryota, Metazoa, Mollusca, Bivalvia, Pectinida, Pectinidae. Gene Ontology annotation, cellular component: nucleus. The transcript has a single exon. The record is from RefSeq and is a predicted model, not a curated record. Bases 146 to 1300 code for a protein of 384 amino acids. Gene Ontology annotation, molecular function: RNA polymerase II transcription regulatory region sequence-specific DNA binding; DNA-binding transcription factor activity, RNA polymerase II-specific. Gene Ontology annotation, biological process: regulation of transcription by RNA polymerase II.
CAUUAGGAGCUACACUUACCAUCAAAGUAGAAGAAGUCUGUGGUCCAAUGCAAUCAUUUGUGUGGUGUGGGUAUAGGAAAGGUGUUGACUGUUGGCUGCUAAACAUACUCACAGACAGUAGAUAAAUACAGGCCAGGAACCAAACAUGUACACGUGUGAUGUCUGUGAUAUAGAGUUUAGUGACUCCUCUCAGCUAGAGGUACACACCAAGACUCAUACAGGCCAGGAACCCAACAUGUACACGUGUGAUGUCUGUGAUAAAGAGUUUAGUGACUCCUCUCAGCUAGAGGUACACACCAGGACCCAUACAGGCCAGGAACCCAACAUGUACACGUGUGAUGUCUGUGAUAAAGAGUUUAGUGACUCCUCUCAGCUAGAGGUACACACCAGGACACAUUCAGGCCAGGAUCCAAAUCCAUACAUGUAUAAUGGUGUUCGUGGUCAAGAUAUCAUAUCUCGGGGAAAUCAACACACCCUAACCCAUGCUGAACGAAAGCCAUACAAGUGUGAUGUUUGUGGUAGGGGGUUCAGUCGGACAUCUGAUGUAAAAAGACAUUUCAGGACACAUACAGGAGAGAAACCAUACAAAUGUGAUGUCUGUGAUAAGGAAUUCAGCCAGGCAACUUCCUUGCAGAGUCACUUCAGGACACACACUGGAGAGAAGCCUCAUAAAUGUGAUGUGUGCGGCAAGAAUUUUGGACGCACAUCCAAUCUACAGAAACACAUGAGAACACAUACUGGAGAAAGACCUUACAAGUGUGGUGUGUGUGGCAGGGCAUUUGGUCAAUCGGCCAACCUACAAUCACACCUCAUGAUACACACAGGGGAGAAGCCAUACGAAUGUGAUAUCUGUGGUAAGGAGUUUACGCAGACCAACGACCUUAAAAUGCACCUCAGGACACACACAGGGGAGAAGCCCUGCAAGUGUGUUGUCUGUGGUAAGGGGUUUAGUUCCUCUUCUAGCCUUCAUAGACAUCUUAGGACACACACCGGGGAGAAGCCACACAAGUGUGAUGUCUGCGGCAAAAGUUUCAGUGAAUCAGGACAUCUAAGUAAUCAUAUACGCACACACACGGGAGAGAAGCCAUACAAGUGUGACGUCUGCGGUAAGGAGUUCAGGCAGACCAACGACCUGAAGAUCCACCAGAGGACACACACAGGAGAGAAGCCCUACAAUUGUGAGGUCUGUGAUAAGAAAUUUUGUUCAUCUUCUGGCCUCCACAAACACAUCAGGACUCAUACACCUGAAGCACCAUACAAGUGUGAUUUUUUAUAUGGGGUUGAUAAAUUUCCUGUCUAAUCUAUGGUCGUCACAUUCACAUCGGAACAUGGAGAAGAAACAAUAUAAGUUUGAUUGAUUAAGAGUUUCAGCUUAUUAGCCAACAGAGACACACCAGAGCUCGUUAGAUCUAGACCACACUGGUAACCCCUGAAUUCAAUCAUGUAUUCGUUAGUUCGUGUCAGCAUGUCACAUAUCCUAGAUUUAUGGCUCACAUCAAAUAUAAAAAAGGCACAUCUAAUAUAACGGCGACAGUCUGGAUAUAAAAGUUGUUCUAAUAUAAAAAAAAAUGUGUUGAAAUAAAUGUCGUUGUCCGAAAAUACUCGUCAAACUUCUAAUAAUUAGGAUAUCGGUGAGCAGAUUAGUUGUAACAGGGUUACCAGUGCCAAGUGCCUCAUCGUAUUGGAGUACAGAGACAUGAGCUUGUACACCAGAGCUUGUUAGAAGAGAAACCAUACAAGCUAUUCAGCUUAUUAGCCAACAGGGACAUACCAGAGCUCGUUCGGAGAGAAACCAUACAAGUUUGAUUGAUUUAUAGCGACUCCUCCUUUUGGCCAACAGACACAUGUACACCAGGACUGGUCAGGAGAGAAACUUGUACAAGUGUAUAAAAUACAGUGUAUCAGAUCUAGUGUUUAUCUGAGAGCACCUGCUAUGUAGGUAGUUGGUUUGGAGUACUUUGUUGGCACAAAAGUUUAAACAAAAUUCUACACCAUUAUCAAUGAAUCUCUUCAUAUCGCCGCAUAGAGUAUUAUUUGUUAAGCAUUGAACUGCUUUCAGUUGGCAUUCAUUGUCAAUAUGAAAGCCAACUGGAACAUGACUAAUUCCAUGCCAACUGAAAAGCAGUUCAAUAAAUGUACCAUUUCUAAUACAUAUUGUUACCAAGCAAACAUACAUAUUUACCAGGUAUGUUAUGUACCAAAAUUUCAACAGCUCGUUCAAACAAGUGUUAGUGUGUGCUAACUUGAUAAAUAGAACAGCCGUCUUCUAGGGGGUUGUCAUCGGUAAUGGUAUCCAACAUUUAAAUUAUGAUGACACAUUAAUAUAAGGAUGACGUCAACAAGUGAGCCAUGUCAUUCAUAGGUAAUAUGAAUGCCAUCUACACUAGGUAGGGUUAUAUAUGUAGUAGCAGUGCCAUAGAGUGGUUGAUAUUUAACUUUGAUCAUGAUCAUUGAACUAAUUUUUUUGUAUCAUUCCAUUUGUUGUUUAGACUAUGCACCAAGCAUGUAUUUGUUAAGAAAGGUGAUUAAGGUACAUGUGUGUG